AUUUUUGGCGGGAAAUAAGGCAUGAUGGGCAAUGAUGUAUUGACCAAUCAGAAGGCGAGAAAUGGAGGUACUUAAAAUCCUUCUUCCACGAGUUCUGAGGUUAUCUGCACGUUGUCGACAAUCAAGAACAACUAAAGGGUUGGCGUAAGAAUUCUGCGAAAACGYAGCUGAAAAUUACAAGAAAAAGCAUAUCUUCUACUGGUACCCGAUUUUUCUAUUCGACCCCCCGUAAAGACUUGACAUUUGGACGUAACUGAAGCAAACAACAUGGCUGACGAUUGGGAAGACAACACGUCACCGGCUACUAACGGUUUUGGCUCGAGCAGUGGCUUCGGCUCCAUGAAUGGAGGCAGUAGUUUUGGGGAUGGUGAUUCUGGACGACGAAAACCAUUUGGCCGAGGUGGAGGAGAUUCUAGUGGCUUUGGUGGUGGAAGUAAUGGUGGAUUUGGAAGUGGUGGGCGUGGAUUUGGUGGUAAGAGUGGUGGUGAUACUAGUGGUGGGUUUGGUAGUGGUGUUGGUGGGUUUGGUGGUGGUGAUAGUAGUAGUAGUGGAGGAUUCGGUAGUAAGAGCGGCGGUGGUGGAUUUGGAAAAGGGGGAGGUGGAUUUUCUGGAGGGGAUGAUGAUGGUGCUGGUAGAGGUGGUGGAUUCAGUGGAGGGGAUGGAUGCAGGAAUUGUGGAGAAUCUGGUCACUUUGCAAGAGAAUGUCCUAAAAAGGAAAGCGGUGGUGGUGGUGGUGGUAACUGCUUCAAAUGCCAGCAAUCAGGCCACUUUGCCAGAGAUUGUCCCAAUGCUGAAAGUUCUGGUGGUGGCGGCGGUGGCAACUGCUUCAAAUGCCAGCAAUCAGGCCACUUUGCAAGAGAUUGUCCCAAUGCUGAAAGCUCUGGUGGAGGCGGUGGUGGUAACUGUUACAAGUGUCAGCAAUCAGGCCAUUUUGCAAGAGAUUGCCCUAACGCUGAGAGCAACGGUGAUGGUGGUAGCGGAAAGAGCUGUUUUAAGUGCAACGAGACUGGUCACUUUGCUAAAGAUUGUCCAAAUGUUGAGGAAGGUGCAGAUGGUGAUAGACCAGCUCCUGUUACUUAUGUCCCUCCUACACCAUCGGACAGUGAAGAAGCCAUCUUCAGAACCAUUCAAGAGGGCAUCAACUUUGAUAAGUACGACUCCAUCCCAGUAGAAGUCUCUGGGGACAACCCUGUCAAGCCAAUCAAAACUUUUGAAGAAUCAAAUUUAUAUGAGACAUUCCUAAGUAACGUGAAGAAAGCUCAUUACCACAAGCCAACACCAGUACAAAAAUAUGCAAUCCCUAGUAUUCUGGCUGGAAGAGAUGUGAUGGCAUGUGCACAGACUGGCUCAGGAAAAACUGCAGCAUUUUUACUUCCUGUUAUGACUGGAAUGAUGAACGAUGGUCUGGUAAGUGGAUCCUUUACAGAUGUCCAAACACCACAAGCUGUUGUCAUUGCGCCCACAAGAGAACUGGCUAAUCAGAUCUAUAUGGAAGGUCGCAAGUUUUCCCAUAACACUAUGCUACGAGCUGUGGUAUGCUAUGGUGGUGUGUCUGUGGCCCAUCAGCAGAGACAAAUACAGAAUGGCUGUAAUCUGCUCGUUGCGACGCCUGGACGGUUGAAACAAUUUAUUGAAAAAGGAGUGGUGUCCUUAACAAAAGUGAAGUACCUAAUCCUGGAUGAGGCAGACAGAAUGCUAGACAUGGGCUUUGAGCAAGACAUCAGAAAGAUUGUGGAAACUAUGGGAUUACCGGACAAAAUGAGUCGCCAGACAUUGAUGUUCAGUGCUACAUUCCCUGAGGAAAUCCAAACACUGGCACAAGACUUUUUGAAUGACUACUUGUUCUUGACAGUCGGUCGUGUAGGAAGUGCAACUACUGAUAUUGAACAGAAUAUCGUUGAAGUGUCUGAGUUUGAGAAGAGAGACAAACUAACAGAAAUACUUGAAAAUGCAGGAACACAUCGAACUCUGGUUUUUGUGGAAUCUAAACGAGGGGCUGAUUUUCUUGCUGUUUUCUUGUCUCAAGAGGGAUUUCCUACCACAAGUAUCCAUGGUGAUCGUCUGCAAAGAGAGCGUGAAGAAGCUUUGGAGGAUUUCAGAGAAGGUCGCUGUCCUGUUCUCAUAGCAACCAAUGUGGCAGCCCGUGGAUUGGAUAUUGAUGAUGUCAAACACGUGAUAAACUUUGACCUCCCAAGUGAAAUCGAUGAAUACGUCCAUCGUAUCGGAAGGACAGGAAGAAUAGGAAACAAGGGAAAAUCAACCAGUUUCUUUCUGAGAGGAAGGGAUGAUAAGAUUGCCCGUGGACUGGUUAAAGUUCUCUCUGAUGCUAGCCAAGAAGUUCCUGAAUGGUUAGAGAGCAUUGCCGAGGGUGCCAUAGGUACAGAUUAUGGACCAGCUGGUGGGAGAUUUGGUUCCAGAGAUACAAGAAAACAGUAUGGAAACAGAAACAACGACAUGUCCAAUGGAUUUGACACAUCACCUAUAUCUGCUGGGGUACCUGUGCCUGCAGGAGGAGAUGAUGACUGGGACUGAUAACAUAUUUCCCAGUAAUGCAUUGCAGUCAGCAUCUUACCCAAGACUGCAUUUUAUUAUACUUAUAAUUUAAACAAGUUGAUGUUACGAUUCCAAGAACUUUCUUGGGAUAUUUAAAGACUUCUAGUUCAAUAUGCAAGCUUUAUUAUGCAGAUAAUUACAUAUAUAUUAUGAUAUUGUAUUUAGUUAUAUAUAUUUUUUAUAUCAGAACCAUUGAUAGUAAAUGUGGCUAGUUAAAAACAAGAUAUUGUGAGAUAGAUUUAGGUUAAAUUUGCCCUUCAGAACCUUUCCAACAAACCUUCAUUGGAGCUCACAUYGAAACAAAAGUUUGAAUUUCCGUAAAACUUUACUCUGCUAUACAAGGCUUAAAUUAACGGCCAGACAUGUAUCCGACAAUAUAUGCCCAUAAUUCGUACUCGCCAUGUCAAAUCUUUGACUUAUCGGUCAUUUUGACCAGUAAUGUUAAACCAGAAACAAGUUAUGACAAGGCUAAAACCAAUUUGGCCCAUCAUCAUGACCGACGACUUACCCGCCUUAAUUUUAAGGCUUGCUAUAUGAGCUCUAAUAGGAGUUUCUCCAAAGGUUCUAUAGCUUUACACCACUUUGUGUUACCAGAUUUCUGGUUUUUUGGCUUUGGUCAGUUGAAAUACUACUAACUUUGCCAAAAAUCAAAACUUAUCACUAGUUUAAAGUUAGAGUGAUUUUCCUCAGACCGUGAAAUUGUUGGUAUACUAAUUGGAUUUUUUUAGACCUUGUUUGGCAGUAUUGUUUUCAUCGUCAUCAUCAUCAUGUAUGACUGUUUUUUAUUUGACUGUUAUACUGCACCAACUUUGAGUCUUUCAAUUUGCAGCUGCACAAGUUGCUUGAUAUACUGUGAGGAUCAGCUCAAUUUGAUAUAUACACUAACUACUAGAAACUGUUUCACAUUCUGAGGAAAAUAACCACGAAAAUAGGUGUAAUAGUGCAGCAGAGGUAGGCACUGAUAGAACAAUAUCAGCAACAUUCCUAGAUCAAGGGCUACAUUGCAUAACUUUACGUAUGAACUGUUCAGUUGGGCAUUCCACGUGAUGAACAAUUUAUGCAUUGAAAUUGUGGUGGAAGAUAUCAGAUAUAGAAGACACUCCAAUUCUGUUCAUUGAAUAUCCCCUAUAAAUACAGGGGUGAACUAUUUGAUGUAGACAAUUUUUGAGGAUGAUAGUUGCCUCUUGGCAAAUGUAAAGGACUUCUCUUGCAGUUGGCAAAAGUACAGAUUAUAUCCUACACAAGACUUUAUCAACGCUAAAUAAUUUUUACAAGGGACUACUUCAUAUGACUACUUCAGCAAAGCUUCAAGUUGGAACUUGAUAUUAAUGGAACUAACAAAUAACCAGCUCUAAGUUUAUUGGAACCAAGAAUGUUUUAUAUAAAACUGAUAAAAAAUACUGUUAAUAGUUUGAAGAUUUUAGAGUCAGAUUAUCAACCAGCCUAGUCUUAUAAUAUCCUGCAAAGGUAACGUUACAAUGCGGUGGUAUUGAGGACAGGUGAAUGCCUGGAAAUGUGGACAUUAAUUUUGGCAUCCUUUUCAUCACUGGUGACAUAUGCUUAAAAUGCAACUGCCACUACAACACAUCAACAUUGAGUUCUGGAUUAAUUCUACCUCCAAGAUGGGUUAAAUUAAACUGGAAAGUAUGAGGAAAACCUUUAAAUGACUUCCUUAAAACUGUACACGUCUGUGAUGGCAACAUGGACUUCUGUCAUUUUUUUCCUGUAAGAUGGGAAAGGCCAAAGCAUACUUUGGUCAGAGCACUGUCUAUUCACGAGGAACAUGACAAGAUGGACAAUAAACGAAUCAAACAUGUCUUCACUUGUAUUCAAUACAUGGAGGAGCCUUAAAGACUAUAUUAUCCUAUUGGACACUGGAGUUGAACUAUCACCAAUAAUUGGACCAAGUUCUUUAGAGAAUUUUGAAAGACUAAAUCGUUUGUGAACUAUUUGAGUGAAACAUUAGACUUAAAACUAAAGUGCGAGAAGACAUUACGACUUUAUGGAAGCUCAACUAAGGAAUUGAUCAUGAACAAUGCACUACAAGUUAAAAUGUGUAAAAUACGAGGUGGACAUCUAUUGGAAUGUUGGCGAACAAUUUCUGAUCUUGCAACAUAACUUUGGUUGAUGAUGUACAGUUGAACUGACUUGUUCAGAGCUUGCUCUUCGACAGAAGAUUCAUUCGAUUGGAUUUUGAAAGACUUACUUCACAAGCUGUUCUAAACAAAACUUCACUCUAAUUUUCCAUCCCCUCUUGCAAACCAUAUAUCUGUGAAAUAGCACACUAAACACUAAACACAUAUUUCUAAAAUAAAUAGCACUAAAUACUAUUUAUUUUGCUUUCAAUUGUUUCAUUGGUGCUAUUUUGUACUAUGAGCUAGUACUAUUUCAUGGAUAUAUAUAGUUUUUACUUAACUUACAAGUCUAAGUCUUUUUUCAUUCUAAAUUUGUAUUAUAACACCAUGCAUUUUGUUUAGUACAGCAUUGAGAGCUUGCCUGAUCUGUAAGGCUUGAAUAACUCGCUGAUGUUUAGUGCUCCAGUUGAGUUAGUUUGUAGAUUUUUACAAUAAAACCCUUAUAUAACUUA
Actinia tenebrosa (Australian red waratah sea anemone) is the source of this 5140-nucleotide messenger RNA. RefSeq names its product ATP-dependent RNA helicase DDX4. The record is from RefSeq and is a predicted model, not a curated record. NCBI's taxonomy places the organism in Eukaryota, Metazoa, Cnidaria, Anthozoa, Actiniaria, Actiniidae. Gene Ontology annotation, molecular function: zinc ion binding; nucleic acid binding; ATP binding.